This is a messenger RNA of Pseudophryne corroboree (corroboree frog), 2287 nucleotides long. It is a transcript of the gene LRRC71, whose product is annotated as leucine rich repeat containing 71. The coding region runs from base 459 to 2117 and encodes 552 amino acids. The record is from RefSeq and is a predicted model, not a curated record. Gene Ontology annotation, molecular function: protein binding. Lineage: Eukaryota; Metazoa; Chordata; Amphibia; Anura; Myobatrachidae. The transcript is spliced from 16 exons.
CCGCCCUCAGAUCCUCCUAAACGCUGCUCAGAAAACAUACGCUCGAUAAGUGAACGAAGCUCCGCCCAUCUGUGGGCAAGCCCCUCCCCCCCAUUCAUUUCAGCGUUCCCAUCUCCAGCCGCGGCACUGGCCCCGCCCCGGCAGCUGAUUGGGGGAUGGUCUCUGAGCUACCACCCACCCCUUACUGGUUGCUGUGGUGACGGGACGCUGCUGAGGCUGCGGCAGCCAUUACUAUUACUCUGUACACUCAGUGUCUAUAUAAUACUGUAUAUAGAGUACUGCUGAGAGUAGGGGGACGUGUAAUACUCAACCAAGCUCUUGUGGAACUACAAGUCCAACCAUGCCCAGCUGCCCUGGUGCAGUGUGCUGGGACUUGUAGUGCCGCAAGCCCCUGGAGAUCUAGUUUGCAGAGCUGACACUUCUUGCACUGUUCCUGCAGCGUCAUCAGGGUCCUGGCUAUGGGGAAGAAGGCGGACAAGGGCCCGAGGGACAGGACGCUGAAGGACUGCACUGAGGAGGAUCUCAGACACACAGGUGUUGGUCAACAAGACAAAACGUUACUGACACCAGAGGAGUACGAGUGCACCGGGAUCCUGGAACAGGAUUUUACAGAGCUCUGCAGCCGCUCGGGUUAUACAGAAAUUCCAAAAGUUGUGGCCCGAUCGCAUCCGCCCAGCACACCGGUAUCCGAAAAACAUGGCUUAGAUGACACAGACUGGGCAUCGGACACCCAGGCCGGUCACAGUAACCUCUCUUCUUUGAAGCCAUGUAUCCGGGUGGAGCUGGAAAGUGAAGACGGACGUUCCGUCCAAGAAAUAUCCAUCGGAGGGUGGAAGAUCGACGAUAAAAUGAUGGGAAUAUUCGCUAAGUGUUUGCCGGCCGUUACCAGCCUCCACAAGAUCAGCCUGUGGAACGUCGGCCUCACAGACAGCACCUUCUCCUCCUUCCUGGCCAUCCUGCAGCACUGCCCUAACGUCAGGGCAGUGGCGCUGGAAGGUAACCCGCUGCCAAACCAAUCAUAUUGCAAGCUGAUCUCGGAUGAUUUAGUGUUGAGCCAUAUAUCUCUCAGGAACAACCAAAUCAACGAUGAAGGGGCACAACUCAUCAGCCAAGCCAUACUGAACCUGAAGAUGACCAACAAAGCCUUGUCUUCCCUGGUCCUCAGCUACAACCACAUCACAGACCUGGGGGCAGGUCACAUCGCACAGGCUUUAAGAUUGAACCGAUCUCUGCUCACCCUCAAUCUAUCAAGCAACCAGAUCGGAGAUCAAGGAGCUUUGGCGCUGGCUGAGGUGCUGGGACAUUUCUCAUUAACACACACAGAGAUUGUGGAGAGGAGACGCCUACUGCUGGAGAAGGGGACCCAGGAGCAGCCCAGAUCGCCGCCCACAUCCCGGCCCGCUGAUUCAAAGAGUGACCGAUUGGCCAACCAUGCGAGCACCACAGCGUUGGAUAAAGCAGACAAGAACCACGCUAUGAAGGCUAAACAGAGUGUCACCAAGAAGAAAGACAAGGAGAAGGAGCCCCAGAAGAAAGAGGACAGGUCUUCUGUCAGCAAUGGGACGAGUGGUACCCCCAGUGUGGUGACGCAGCCAGGGCCAGCUAAGAAAGAGGACCCCAAAACACCCAAAAAACAAUUGGUCAACCCUGAUCAAAAAAGCACACGUGGAAAAGGAGUCAAAUCUGCCACCAAGAGAGCUCCCUUGUCGGAGCAAGAGGUAAACCGGCAAGUGGAACCCACUGAGGCGGCCAACCCGUUAUUGGAAGCAGCGGAAUUUCGGCAUGGGAAAGUAUUUCUCCCGGGAAACAAAGUUCUGAUCAGCCUAAACCUCUCACGGAACAAGAUCGCAGAGGAGGGAUUGAAAGGCUUUGUGGCAGCAAUGGAGACGCAGAUACAGGAGACCAAGCCAAUUCCCGGCACCAAGAGCCACACGGGACUAAUGCGGCUGAGUGUGGGGGUGAGCACCCUGUAUUUACCUGUACAACGAGUCGUUUCUCUGGACCCAAAGAACAACUUCCCAGAUGAAUGUUUGACCCAUGCACGGCUCCAGGAGAUAAUGCUGCCCAGGGACCCUAUGAAGUCCUCCAAGUCUUCUGAAGAGGAGCAGCCGCUGUGAGGGGGACACGAGGAGUACAGGCAGGAGACCUCCCUAGGGAUGAGCGGAGAGACCAUGCUGCGGAGGAAGAAAGCACGCCACAGCUCACCCGCUCUAUUGCAGGGAAUAUGAACGUGUGAUAUGAAUUCUCCAGUUGUCUAAUGUAACUAUUAUUACAUGUUUGGACUGCU